Messenger RNA from Brassica rapa (field mustard), 763 nucleotides. Its product is annotated as CCG-binding protein 1. Gene Ontology annotation, molecular function: mediator complex binding. Gene Ontology annotation, biological process: pollen tube guidance. The record is from RefSeq and is a predicted model, not a curated record. Lineage: Eukaryota; Viridiplantae; Streptophyta; Magnoliopsida; Brassicales; Brassicaceae. Gene Ontology annotation, cellular component: cytosol; nucleus.
AUGAUAAAGUCAGUAACUCUUCGUCUAUUACCUCUCUCUAUACAGUUUAAAGGCAAGGCUAAGUUCCUCUCCAAGUCUUGUUUUCCAGCAAGACCCUUCUCGGUGGUUCGCUGUUCAAGCACGAGAGAAAUCCCCAAGCUUGAGCUCUUCAGCAGUGGAAAAUUUGACCGGAUUAUUCAAAAUCCACCAUUGAUCGAAAAAGCCGAGAUCGAACUCUCCGAUUACUGUUCAACACUCGAAGGUGAUGGGGCUUACUUUGAACUCAAAGACCUUGAGGAAGAGAAGCCAAAGGUGGAAGUUGAGUAUAUAAUCUUGCAAACAGGCGGUGUGAAAUCGUUAAUCGGGUGUUUACAUUGACUUGCUUCAAUAGAGAAGGACAACAAAACCAAGAAUGGUUUAGAAGUUACAGAGCAAUCAGAUUCAGUGCAAGGGAUGAAACUUCAUUAUAUUCAUGUUCCUGAUGGUUUACCAAAAUCACAAGAAGAAGUCAUGGAAGAAGAGAAAUCAUGAAUGCCAGAUUCUGCUUUCACAAAAUUGCUUAGAACAAAAGGAACUAUCCCUGCUUGGUUCUCUCACGCUCUUGACCACGAAACAGACUGAAAAAUCCCUCUCACACCCUAUGGUACUUUAGAAAGUUGUUUCCCUACACAGUUUUACUUUUAUGUAUAUAUAGCAAUAAGGGGUUUCUUGAUUUUGCUUAGAACAUAUAAAUCACUGUGAUAUCUCAUUGUUAUCCCAAUAAAAUAUUGUUGUCAUUGUGUGA